Molecule: messenger RNA, 1698 nt
Organism: Hansenula anomala
Lineage: Eukaryota; Fungi; Ascomycota; Saccharomycetes; Phaffomycetales; Wickerhamomycetaceae
Gene: DBP6
Product: putative ATP-dependent RNA helicase DBP6
Exons: 1
Coding region: 1-1698 (565 amino acids)
Cellular component (GO): nucleus
Molecular function (GO): nucleic acid binding; ATP binding
Source: RefSeq, a predicted model, not a curated record
AUGGAUAGUGGAAGUGAUGAAAGUGAAAGCAGUGAUAGUGAAAGUGAGAGUGAAGACAGCUCUGAUGAAUCAAAUAGUGAAGAUGAAACUAAAGAUGAAGUUGAAGUUGAAAAAAUAAAUGAUGAGCCAGAAAUUCAACAGGAUCAUGAUACAAAAUUCUCAUCUAUAAUAUCAAGAUUCAACAAAUCAAUAGCAAAACCUAAACAAGAUGAAGAGGAAUCUGAAGAAUCAGACGAUCAAACAGAAAAACAUGAACUUAUACCAUUACCACAACCUGAAUUACCAAGAGAUCAAAGAUUAUCCCGUGCCUUGACAAAUAAUUCAUUAAAUUGGCUAGCAAACCCUCAAUAUAUCAAGACUGAUUCAACAAAACCAUUUAAUGAAUUUGAUAUUUCACCGAAAAUCUUGAAAAACUUACAAGAUUUGGGUUUUGAUAAUGCAUUUGCUACACAGAUUAAAACUUUAGAUUUACUAUUACCUGAAAUCAAUAAUAAAUUAAAUCCAAAUUCCAUAAAAGGUGAUUUAUUAGUUAAUGCAUCAACUGGGUCUGGUAAAACUUUAGCAUAUACAAUCCCAAUCAUUCAAUCUUUACAAAAUAGAAUUGUUCCAAAACUAAGGUGUAUUAUAUUAGUUCCAACAAAACCUUUAAUCAAUCAAGUUUAUAAAACUUUAAUCUCCAUUUCCAAAGGUAUUGAUUUAAAUAUUGUUACUUUAGGUAAAACUGAUUUGAACUUACAAGAUGAACAUUUAAAAUUGAAAACAAAUGUUCCAGAUAUCAUUGUAUCUACACCAGGUAGAUUAGUUGAUCAUUUAAAUCUACAAAGUAUUGAGUUGAAGAAUUUACAAUGGUGUAUUAUUGAUGAAGCUGACAGAUUAUUAAAUCAAAGUUUCCAAGAUUGGUCAAAUGUUUUAAUCAAAAAUUUGAAUUCAAUCAAUGAAGGUAAUAACUUAUCAAAAAUUUAUAAACCAAAUUUAAUCAAGAUGAUCUUUUCAGCAACUUUAACUACAGAUUCAGGGAAAUUAUCAAAUUUAAAUUUCCAUAAUCCAAGAUUGAUCAUUGUUAAUAAUGAAGAAAGUAUAUUACAAAAUGACAAGAUUUUCACAUUACCUUCACAAUUAUCAGAACAUGUUGUUAAAUUAUCAAGUUCUUCAUCAAGUCAUAAACCAUUAUAUUUAUUGAAAUUAUUAGAAUCAUUACAAUUUCCUCAUAAUGUUUUAAUUUUCACAAAAUCUAAUGAAUCAACUCUCAGAUUAUCAAGAUUAUUAUCUUUAAUUUCAAAUAAAUUACAAAUACCAUUAAUAAUAUCAAAUAUCAAUUCAUCACAAUCAAGAUCUGAAAAAUCAAAAUUAUUAACUCAAUUUGCCAAAGGUGAAAUUCAUAUAUUAAUUUCCACUGAUUUAAUUUCAAGAGGUAUUGAUAUUUUAACAAUUCAACACGUUGUCAAUUAUGAUUUACCAAACUCUUCAAGAGAAUAUGUUCAUAGAGUUGGUAGAACUGCUAGAGCUAAUAAUAAAGGUGAUGCUUACAAUUUCCUUAUUGGUAAAGGUGAACAAAAUUUCUGGAAUAAAUUUAAUUUGGAUAUUAAUAGAGGUGAUAAUGAAAUUAGUGAAAUAGAAUUACAAGAUAUUGAUUCAAUGAAAGAUGCUUAUGUCGAAUCAUUAGGUGAAUUAGAAAAAGAAGUUUUUGCAACAAAUUAA